AUGCCCAAAACCUUUUCUAGCCACCGUAACUGGUACUUAACCACUCUUGCCUCCAUAUCAAAUAGUGUUGAAACCAGCAUAGAUUCCGUGUCGUCUUCUAAACUUGUAUAUGCUUACACUAAUGUUAUCAGUGGUUUCAGUGCAACUCUUUCACACGCUGAGCUUGAAUCCCUCAGAAAUUUCCCAGGUUAUGUUUCUUCAGUUAAAGAUACUAGUGCCAUAGUUGACACCACUCAUUCAUACCAAUUCCUUGGCCUGAAUUCUAAUCAAGGGGCGUGGCCAGAAUCGGACUAUGGAAAAGAUGUCAUAAUUGGAGUGGUGGAUACUGGAGUUUGGCCUGAGAGCGAAAGCUUUAGGGAUGAUGGAAUGACUGAUAUUCCAUCAAGAUGGAAAGGAGAAUGUGAAAGUGGUACUCAGUUUAAUUCCUCCUUGUGCAACAAAAAGCUUAUUGGAGCAAGAUAUUUCAACAAAGGCCUACUUGCAAACUAUCCCAACUUGACCAUCACAAUGAAUUCUGCGCGCGAUACUGAUGGGCAUGGGACUCACACUUCGUCCACAGCAGGUGGUAAUUAUGUUGAGGCUGCAUCAUUCUUCGGCUACGCCUCAGGGACUUCCCGAGGCAUUGCUCCCAAGGCUCGAAUUGCCAUGUACAAGGCCUUGUGGGAUGAAGGCGUUUAUUUAUCUGAUAUUCUGGCUGCAAUUGAUCAGGCAAUAAUGGAUGGGGUGGAUGUAUUAUCCUUAUCACUGGGAAUAGAUGGUCUUCCUCUGUAUGCAGAUCCUGUUGCCAUAGCUACUUUUGCAGCAGUGGAAAAGGGUAUAUUUGUUUCUGCUUCAUCUGGAAAUGAGGGUCCAUAUAUUGGAACUUUGCACAAUGGUUCACCUUGGGUCCUCAAUGUUGCUGCUGGAACAAUUGUCAGGCAAUUCGAGGCGAGUUUAACACUUGGCAAUGGAAUCUCAGUCACGGGUUUAUCUCUCUACCCAGGAAACUUUUCUUCAUCUGAUGUAUUCCCGAUUGUAUUCGUGGAUUGCAAAAAUGAGAAGGAAUUGAAGAAAAUUGGAGACAAGAUUGCAGUGUGUCUUGACUCUAAUGAUAAGCUGACUGAACAAUUGUACAAUGUGGGCAAUGCAAAAGUCAUUGGUGGUUUCUUCAUAACAAACAACACCGAUUUAGAGUUCUUCACCGAAAGCAGAUUUCCAGCAGCCUUUUUCAAUCUUGAAGAAGGUCAAAAUAUUUUGGACUACAUUAAGAAAGAAUCUGAUCCAAAAGCAAGCAUUAAGUUUGAACAGACAAGACUGGGGAUUAAAUCAGCUCCAAAAGUGGCCAGCUAUAGCUCAAGAGGACCAUCACCAAUUGAUGAUUCCAAAGAUAACAUCAAUCUAGGUGAUGGUUCCCAAGAGAUAUCAGGUUAUCUUGUCUCCCUUUCUUCAUGGAUCCAUUUUGAGUUAUUGAUUAAAGAUUUUGGCUUCUAG
Fraxinus pennsylvanica is the source of this 1470-nucleotide messenger RNA. The record is from the annotation of a GenBank genome assembly. NCBI's taxonomy places the organism in Eukaryota, Viridiplantae, Streptophyta, Magnoliopsida, Lamiales, Oleaceae.